This is a messenger RNA of Theobroma umbraticum, 2351 nucleotides long. Its product is annotated as SNF2 domain-containing protein CLASSY 2-like. Gene Ontology annotation, biological process: gene silencing by siRNA-directed DNA methylation. NCBI's taxonomy places the organism in Eukaryota, Viridiplantae, Streptophyta, Magnoliopsida, Malvales, Malvaceae. The record is from RefSeq and is a predicted model, not a curated record.
CACCUGCAAACUCAACUCUCAAUGAUCAAUCACUGCCGUCCAUUCACAAACGCUCCUUCCCAUUUCACCCUCCUCUUCCUUCCUUAUUCAUCCGACUUGCCAUUGAAAGAAAAAAAGUUUCCAGGGCCAGUGGGGGGGCCCUGUACUCUAAGUCAUGCAAACACAGGCACAAACCCCAAGAUUCUCAGACAUAUAAAUAGAAUUCUUCGCCCCGAUGUCUUUCUAUCCCUUCCUUUUUGUUUUGUCGUUUUUUUUUUACUCUGCUGUCACUCAUUACUCACUCAUUUCUUCACUUGGUUGUUCCAUUUCUCCAAGUUUAUUCAUUUCAGGCUAUAUAAUCUAUCAGGAAUCUGAUUAUUUUUAAGACCCAGAUGCUGUUUUCAGAGCGUUGUUAACUGGUAACAAUGAGGAAAAGGCAUUUAUAUCAAUCCAAGCAUCCAUUUAAUACAUAUCCUUUUGAGGUCCUCUUCUGCGGUUCAUGGCAAGCUGUGGAACUCAUAAGAAUUAAGAAUGGGGUCAUGACUAUGCAUCUGAUAGAUGAUCAAUAUCUGAUUGAGAAACAACCAUUCUCUGAUUUUCGUGUUAAGUCUAGGCAGGCAACUUUAUCUGACUGCACCUGCUUUUUGAGGCCUGGUAUUGAUGUAUGCAUUCUUUCAGCCUCUCAGCGGACAGCGAUUAAUGAAGAGAAUCCAGAGCCUGUUUGGGUUGAUGCUAAAAUAAGUUCGAUUGAGAGGAAGCCGCACAACUCUCAAUGCUCGUGCCAGUUUUAUGUUAACUUGUAUGUUAAUCAAGGUCCUCUUGGUUCUGAGAAAGUAAUUCUGAGCAAAGAGACUGAAGUAGUAGGGAUCGAUCAGAUUUCUGUCCUCCAAAGGCUUGAAAAGCAUGCAUGUGAUGAUCAGCGCUAUGGAUGGAAUUUCUCUGAGGACUGCUGUGAAUUGAGACGAACUAAGAUAUUUUUGGGGAAAUUCUUAUCUGAUAUAUCAUGGUUGCUUGUUACAUCUGUUUUGAAGCAAAUUGCAUUUGAUGUGAGAUCUGUACAGAACAAGAUUGUCUAUCAAAUUCUGGGUAAAGAUGAUAGCAGUCCCUUAAAUUCUCAUACUUAUCUCCAUGCUGUAAAUUUCAAGGUAGACAAUGGUAUUUCAGUAUCCGAUGUGGUCCGACUUGACCCCCACCAAAUUAAUGAAGCUGGUGCUGCUUGUAGCGCACAUGAGAUCAGACAAUGGCCAGUUUAUGAUGCUAUGAACUUGCGACGCUCUAAACGCAGGAAUGUACAACCUGAGCGUUUCCUUGGUUGUGAUAGUUCUCUGGAGACAGAUAUUAGCUGGGUUCGAACAGCUCCAUUGAGAACUGGCAACUGGAGAGAAGAGGAAGAAGAACAAGAACUAGAAGAAGAUAUGAACUUACCACUAUCGUACUUGUUUGGCAUGAAUGCAAGUACUUCAAAAGAGCUUACCCAGUGCGAAACAAGUGAUGUGUGCAAAAGUAAGAAUAUAUCAAGGGAGUUCAAAUCAGAUGUGACUGCCCCAAGGAAAUCAAGUGCGAAUUACCCAAGGAGAUCAUGUGUGACUAAUCCAAGGAAGCAUCAAAAUAGUCUUGCUAUUGUUCCUGUGUCUUCUGAAAGUGAUCCUCUUGCCUCUGGACACUGUCAUGCCCCAAAAUUUCCAAGAAAUCAUGCAGAAGAGGUUGAAAAAGUAUCUUUGAAUUAUUAUACUGUGAAACGCUCUCGUACAACUCAGAGAAAGAAAAUUCCUGCUUUAGAAUAUAUGGAUUAUGAAAGUACAUGGAAGGGAAUAUCUUUCUCAAAGAAAGUACAGAAUAAAAGUCAUCGUUCUGUUCCUACAAGAAAGGAAGAUUAUGAUGAACCAAUAACUUACAAAAGAACAACAAUAAGUGCGGGUGCAUACAAUAAACUGAUUAAUUCAUACAUGAAGAACAUUGAUUCUACAUUCACAAAAGAAGAGCCACACAUUAUUGAUCAGUGGAAUCAGUUUAAGGAAGCAGCAUCCUCUGAAAUGAGUAGAAAAACAGAACCAGAACAACCCUCUGUUGAGGAUGAGGGAGAAAUGUCAGAUACUGAAAUAUUGUGGAGAGAAAUGGAACUAUGUAUGGCAUCAGCUUACUUUGAGGAAGAUGAGGCUAGAGUAUCUGCUGAGUCUCUGCGGAAAUCUAGUGGAAAUUGUCAGCAUGAUUUCAAACUGGAUGAAGAAAUUGGGGUUCUAUGUCGAAUCUGUGGCUUUGUGAGAACUGAAAUAAAAUAUGUUUCUGCACCAUUUCUGGAACAUAAAAGCUGGAUAGCAGACAAUAAAGUUUGCAGUGAGGAGGAGCCAGAGCAUAAAACAGAUGGAGAUGAG